CUCUGGACCUCUCUGCACGUGAAGCUGCAGCAAAGCCUAACAUCAAGCAAUCUGCUGGGAGCUGCAGAGUCGGUGCUCGUCGCCGUUUCCGGCGGUCAGGACUCGGUGUGCCUGCUCCAUGCUCUCGUGGACCUGCGGCCGAUUUGGGGCUGGCGCCUGGGUGUUGUCCACUGCGAUCAUGGCUGGCGUGUUGACUCAGCUGUGAAUGCGGACUUCGUGCGGGAGCUGGCGGCUCAGCACCUUGACCUCCCUUGUUACGUGCGGGCUGCACCGCAGGGCGCUGUGCCCAGUGAGCGCGCCGCGCGGGAAUGGCGCUACCGGGUUUUUGCAGACGUAGCUUUCGCGCAUGGCUAUGACGUGGUGGUGACCGGGCACACGGCAACCGACAGGGCAGAGACGAUGCUGCUGAACCUGCUGCGUGGCUCCGGGCCAGACGGCCUUGUGGCCUUGGCACGGAGCCGACCCCUGGGGAGCUACUCGCCUGCUGACCCAACCUGCGCGCCCGGAGGGGAGCUCGAUAUCCCCCGCGCACGCUCUCGCUCCGUGCGCCUCGUGCGCCCGCUGCUGGAAUUCUCACGCAGCCAGACGCAAGAAUUCGUAGAGCAGCUGGCUCUGCCGUACUUCCACGACACAACCAACGACUGCAACGACCUGCGCCGCAACCGCCUACGAAACGAGGUGCUGCCGGCGCUCCGCGCGGGUUUUAAUCCCCGCCUUGAUCAAGCGCUAUUCCGCUUCUUGGAGGUGCUGGACGCCGACCUGGAGUAUCUCACCCGCGUCACGGAGGAUUUAUAUGACAACGUAGUGUCGUACGAAUACCGCGCAUCUAGUGGCGAUCAUAGCAGCGUUCCUGCCCAAGGCAGUAGCGACGAGAGGAUGCUAAAGCUUCACGAGCUGCGGCGUCUGCCGUUGGCCAUGCAACGCCGGGUGGUUCGCAAGGCCGGGGCCCGGGCUGGCAAUGCACCCAGCCGGGUGCGCUAUGAAGAUGUGGCGCGGUGCUUGGCACUGCUUCACGCGCCCAACCGAUCCAACAGUGAUUCCCUGUGCGGCGGAAUGGUGGCAUCCGUGCGGGAUGGCCAUCUAGUGUUGUGGACUCCGAAGGCCGCGGCUGUGGAGCCAGGGUGGAGCUCGUCGCAGCAGCAACGCCGGCAGCGGCGGGCCGGAGCUGCGGCAGACCCGGAACUUGCAUGCUGCACAGCAGAGGUAUCCACUGCAGGCCAGGGCGCGUGA
This is a messenger RNA of Volvox carteri f. nagariensis, 1230 nucleotides long. RefSeq lists its product as uncharacterized. Gene Ontology annotation, biological process: tRNA processing. Gene Ontology annotation, molecular function: ligase activity, forming carbon-nitrogen bonds; ATP binding. The annotation marks the transcript as partial. The transcript is spliced from 6 exons. The record is from RefSeq and is a predicted model, not a curated record. Lineage: Eukaryota; Viridiplantae; Chlorophyta; Chlorophyceae; Chlamydomonadales; Volvocaceae.